CAUUUCAUCAUCGUACAUUUCACUCCCAGUUAAACGUCUUAACGUCUUAACCAAGUCAAGUCAAACCAAAACACGGUCACACUGUACGCUUGGUUUGUUACGCGUAUAACGCGACAUCCAUCGCGGAUACCGUUGCUGAGAUGGAUUUUGCCAUCGAGGCUCCUGGUGCCGCUGCACCGUUUUCUGUCGACGAACUCUAUCGAGCUCUCGAAGCAGCACAAUCCUACGAUAACAAUCAACGUCAGGCUGCUACUCAGCAGCUCUCUACAUGGGAAAGCCAGGCGGGUUAUUACCCAACUUUACAGACAAUAUUCCUAAACAAGAAUUUGUCCACACAAGUCCGACUACUUGCCAUCAUCCAGCUCAAGAAUGGCAUCGACCGAUAUUGGCGACUCCAUAAAGUUCACAAUUCAAUCCCGCAAGAUGCACGACAGGUAGUCAGAGAGCAGUUGUUCCAAGGAACUAUCGGUGAAAGCGAAAGACAACUCGCUCAGCUCAACGCUCUCGUUACAGCCAAGAUUAUUCGUAUCGAUUUUCCUAGUGUUUGGCCGACCCCCCUAAACGAUCUCACCCAAAUCCUCAGAGAAAGAAAGGACGGUAAUCAGGUUGAGCUGUACGGCGCCCUAAUGCUUCUUCUCCGUAUUGUAAAGGAGUUGGGCACUGCUCGUCUACGCAAAUCACAGACAACAUUGCAAUCGAUCACACCAGAAAUCGUCUAUGUUCUUUGUGAGAUAUACAAUGCCAAGUUUACGGCAUUCACAUCGUUUCUUGACAAUGGCCCUGGCGACAAGAAUAGCGACGAGGCUUUGCUAGCUAUGGAGAUUAGUCUCUAUGCUCUGAAAACUCUACGUCGACUGUUGUUGGUCGGCUAUGAGUUCCCACACAACGACAAGAAUGUACAAGAUUUCUGGAGUUCAUCACUGGUUCAAUUCCAGACGCUUUUUCGCUUUGUCAAAGAUGGUCCCCCAACCAUCUCCCGCUACGUCGACAUUUUGACGAAACUAUUCAUGCAAUAUACAAAGCUCCAUAUAGAGAUGGCCGAACAGCAUCCUGCUAGCUUUGUCUUAUUGCCAAUUUCUCUAAGACUUGUUAGUUUCUACUGGUCCCUCACGUCGGGGGUCGCCACAGUAUUUAACGAGUUGGUUGGAAUACGCCAUAAUGCAUCCAGCCAAGGAAAGACUAAGAAUGAAGGACCUAUCUUGGAGAAGGUUGCUUUGAAAGGCCUCCUGCUAGUUAGAGCUUGUGUACAAACGGUCUACCGCGGAAAACGUUCAAUCAUAUAUCGUUCGGCGGAAGCCGUGCAAGAAGAGCAACAAGCUAUUGAACGAAUCAAAGUUGAUCUUCUAAAGGAUGAAUUCAUUGUCCAUAUCAGUGAUACUAUCAUCACACACUUUUUACUCUUUCGCCAAGCUGAUCUAGAUGCGUGGGAAGAGGAUCCACAGGAAUGGGAACAGCAGGAAGAGACCCAAGGCAAUGCCUACCAAUGGGAGGUCCGACCCUGUGCCGAGAAGUUGUUCCUAGAUCUCUUACUUCAUUAUAAGAGACUCUUGUUACCAAAGGUCUUAUCCUAUUUUGUCGCAAUCGAGGACCCUCAGACAACCCUAGUAGCAAGGGAGGCAAUAUAUACUGCCAUGGGUUUAUCUUCUUCUGUGAUCCACCAAGAGGUCAAUUUUGAAGGUCUCCUUAAAAAUAUCAUAGUGGCCGAUGCCCAACGAGCCGAACCAUUCUGUCAAGUCCUUAGGCGGAGGAUCGCCAUCUUGCUAAGCCAAUGGGUUCCUGUUCAAUCAACCCCAGAAACUCGCCCGUUGGUUUACAAGAUAUUCUGCCAUUUCUUGAACCCUAACGAUCAGUACAACGAUAUUGUCGUUCGUAUAACUACUGCUCGGCUUUUCAAGGUUGUCUGUGACGAGAUGGGUUUUGACGGGGAAAUAUUCUCUCCGUAUGCUUCGGACGUGCUCGUUCAACUUAUUAAUCUAUUGGGAGAGGUAGAGGUCGACGAGGCCAAGUUGGCCAUACUCGAGUCAACGCGAACCGUUAUCCUACGCAUGGAGACGCACGUGUCUCAUUUUGGUGACAUGAUAAUGGAUGCGAUACCCAACAUAUGGCAAUCACCAGCUGGCGACCUGGGAUUUAUGAUGAAGCAAUCUGUUCUGGCGAUCAUACAGACCCUAGUGAUGUCAAUGAAGACAGAAUCUCAACGGUAUCAUCAGAUGAUACUUCCAUUGGUCGCCGAGGCGACUCAGGAGGGGACCGAGCUCUUUUUAUACCUCAUCGAAGAAGCUCUGGAAUUAUGGUCAAAUAUUCUACAUCAAACCCAACCUCCAAUGUCUCCGGAUCUUCUCCAUCUUAUUCCGACUGCAAUCAAGCUCCUUGGUGAGCAAAAUGAGCACACUGUUACCCUCGUGAGCAUUCUAGGCUGUUAUGUUGUUCUAUCGCCCGAGACAAUUCUUCAAGACCAAUAUCGGGCAGCGACCGUCUCUGUGCUAACGCGUUCGCUUGACUCGAAAAAUCGAGAGCAAGUGAAUCUUGCGGUCAAGUAUUUCGAGUCGCUGAUACGACUGUCUCACGAAUUAGGCGGUACGGCUGGACUAGAAGUGCUCAUUAAAGAUAUGAUGAGCACGGGCGCCCUGCCUUCUAUUUUCGAAGGGAUCCACGACUCUUUCGAAGCCCAUCAGACGUCGGGACCAAAGAAGAAGCAAUCUCGAGUGACGGGGCUCACCCUCGUCGAUUAUUUUGUAAUAUUGUCUCGAAUCGCCGUCCUCGAACCAAAGCUGUUCGUCGAGGUGCUUGCCUCAUUUGGUUCUGUUGACCAGGUCUGGAAGUGGCUCAGCGCAGAAUGGUUUCUCGCAUUUGAUAACAUGGCGGAUUUCAAUCAACAGAAGCUGAAUCUGCUAGCCGUUACGCGUUUUCUCGAAAACCCUCAACCAAUGCUAGAUCUCGCGUUGUCGAAACUGCAAGAUUAUUUUUCGAUGUGGACAAGUGUGCUCGUCUUGCUUUUAGACCUCGAAUCCCCGAACCCUGAGGUUGAUACACUAGUUCUCACCUCCGAGCCGGAACCCACUGUGUGGGACACGCCCAAAGACGUACGAGAACGGGCCUUGUCUGCAUCUGAUCCGGUCAAACGGGUCCAGUCACUCGAUUUUAUACGGCAGACUUUGGAGAGCCUUCCGAACAGAAUCGGAGCGAAGAAUUUCGAAGAGUGGACUGCCAAUGUCGAUAGAGAGAUCUUGGUUAACUUCGCAUCCGUAUCGCGGCUCCCCUUGCCCACUGGUGUGGCCUAGUCCGCCGACAGAGUGGAAGAGCUUAAGACUCGUAUGUCAGACAAGAUGCAAAGGCUCUGGGAACGGAUGUUUCAAAUCGGACAAAGGUCCAGACAGGCGCAAAGUAUGGACACUCAGUACAUGAGGGAUUACAAUGAUGAAGAUUCUGAGGUAUCGAACUUAGCCAGAUUUCAACUGGAGGAUACGAGGCACUGAAUUAGUGAUGACGGUGACGGGAAAUGAACCACCUUUCUAGCCACGAGGUUGAGGCGGGCACUUUGUCAAAUUGCGUUCAUAAGAUACCACAGGAUUUUCAAAGUGAUAGAUACGGGGAAAGGUGGUGGCGGAGAAAUCAACACAGAAGUCCCGUGGUAUUAACCCGCGGACAUUGAUCCUUGCUUCGUUGCUGGUCUUAGGGAGGUAGCUGCUUUCGAUUCUAGCUACCCCAGGAUAUCGACCUGUAGCUAUGGAAGAUAGGAAAUCACGAAGAGCUAUUGACCCUA
This is a messenger RNA of Annulohypoxylon maeteangense, 3763 nucleotides long. Its product is annotated as ARM repeat-containing protein. Gene Ontology annotation, molecular function: small GTPase binding. Lineage: Eukaryota; Fungi; Ascomycota; Sordariomycetes; Xylariales; Hypoxylaceae. Bases 141 to 3281 code for a protein of 1046 amino acids. The record is from RefSeq and is a predicted model, not a curated record. The transcript has 2 exons. Gene Ontology annotation, biological process: protein import into nucleus. Gene Ontology annotation, cellular component: cytosol; nuclear envelope.